Molecule: messenger RNA, 1294 nt
Organism: Acaulospora colombiana
Lineage: Eukaryota; Fungi; Glomeromycota; Glomeromycetes; Diversisporales; Acaulosporaceae
Source: the annotation of a GenBank genome assembly
UGGUGGAAGUAGUGACCGACUUUGAGAAGCGCACUCGCCUUCUUAAGCACUUGGAACAAAUCUCUAACGAAAAUGGCAAAGUUCUUAUCUUCGUCGCUACGAAGCGUGUCGCGGACGACAUUACCAAGUAUCUUCGUCAGGAUGGUUGGCCAGCACUUGCAAUUCACGGUGACAAGGAGCAACGCGAACGUGACUGGGUAUUGGGUGAAUUCAAGGCCGGAAGAAGUCCUAUUCUUAUUGCUACUGAUGUGGCAAGUCGUGGUUUAGUUGGUGGAGGGACUCGGGUCCUUGAUAACUUGAACUCUUUCCCUCCGAGCUUCAAGCGUCCCUGCAAAACCGAUAUACGCAACCCCCUUCCGACCAGACAAACAAGAUCUCGCCUUGCAGAACAACAAGCUGGUAUGAUCACUAGCAGACAACUCUACAGGCUACAUAGUUGGUAUAAGGGGCUCUAUGCGCGACGGAACCGUUGGGAACAUUUCUGUUCGUCCAUUGAUCCCGAGGUCUCCACAUUCCUUAUUCCGAUCGUCUCCGCUAAAGUUGCUAGUACCAGUAACUCAUUUAAUGGACAUGCGGACGAACUUUGGCUAUUUCCCACUCUCGCUCCCAUAUAUUCCUAUUCCUUGCCUGCAUUUCAUGAGUAUUGGUUGUUGACUUUGGCAGAAUUGCUAACGCGUUUGCCUUAUAGAACUAUGAUUUCCCUAAUAACUGCGAAGAUUAUAUCCACCGCAUUGGUCGUACAGGACGCGCUGGAAAGACUGGCACUGCAUUCACUUACUUCACUACAGAAAAUUCGAAACAGGCGACAGAGCUCGUCGCCAUCCUUCGAGACGCCAAACAAGAUGUCCCACCACAGCUUCAGGAGAUGUCCCGCUACGGCGGAGGUGGUGGUAAGAACAGAUACGGUGGCGGUGGAGGCGGUGGAUAUGGAGGAGGAGGAAGGGGUGGCAGAGGAGGAGGUCGCGGCGGUGGACGAGGUUAUGGAGGAGGCGGAGGCUACAAUCGCGGCGGUGGUGGUGGUGGCGGCGGCGGAGGAGGCGGUGGAUAUCAUGACUCUUGGUAAACGAUACCAGAUGUCCAAAUAUCCUAGCGCCAUGAUUAGUGAUGAAUCCUACGCUCCUUUUGAAGCCUCUGCCUCUUCUUGGACGACUUUUACUUAUAUCGUGCCCGGUAUGCGAUACUUUACCUUAAAGCUCUUCAUUGUUAUAGACCAAAAUCCCCACGAAUAUCAGAACAUUCACAAGUUAUUGGGACUGCGUACUAAGCAAAAGGUAGCCGUUCAUUGGGAUACAAG